Messenger RNA from Actinia tenebrosa (Australian red waratah sea anemone), 1350 nucleotides. RefSeq names its product beta-1,3-galactosyltransferase 5. NCBI's taxonomy places the organism in Eukaryota, Metazoa, Cnidaria, Anthozoa, Actiniaria, Actiniidae. Gene Ontology annotation, molecular function: hexosyltransferase activity. Gene Ontology annotation, cellular component: Golgi membrane. Gene Ontology annotation, biological process: protein O-linked glycosylation. The record is from RefSeq and is a predicted model, not a curated record.
AGUUGACCGAUCACUUGGAUAGGCCCUUAUAACUUAGGCGGCUAAAUCUGCAGUGAGGGCUCACAGCUUAUUUAAAGAACCAAAGGAGGUUAGUUAAGAUGUCUUUUGGUCGAAAGUUUAGGGAUAAACGUAUCGUCUUAUUUUUCUUAGUGAUAUCGGUGAGCUUGUUCUUUUUCAUACAUCGACAUAAAUUUAAACAUUAGGCCUCUAAAUCAAAGAUCGUGCACUUGCAACACUUAAAGGCCAUUAGUAAAGACAUAGAAAAAACCUACCUACACUUCCAUUUAUAUAAAAAAAAUAUCGAGGAGAUGGCAAACGAGCCGCAAAGAAAAGAAAAAAUAGCAAAGCAGUUCAAGGAAGACAUAUUGAGUGCUGAAUGCUUAACGCCUCCCUUUUUGCUGAUAGAGAUUCAUUCGCAUCCAAAGAAUUUUCUUAGUCGUCAAGCUAUUCGUUUGUCGUGGGGAAACAAAGACUUAGAUGAGAAAAGGAACUACAAGAUAAUAUUUUUACUUGGAAAAGUCAAGAACCAGACCAUUCAACAGAUGGUACAAAUGGAGGCACGCAGAACAGGAGACAUAGUACAGGGAGAUUUUCUGGACAUCUAUAAUAAUCUUUACAAGAAGAUGGUUCUCAGCUUGAAAUGGCCUCUCAAAAACUGUCGCGCAAAAUACAUAUUAAAAACAGACGAGGAUUGCUACGUAAAUACGGACAUGCUUAUCUCUUUUCUUGAGAAAUAUGACACCACCAGAGGCUCUAAUCCUUUAUACAUGGGUCGAAAAAGUGAUAACUCCUCGGUCGAGCGGGAUCCCGAGGAUAGAUACUACGUAUCAAAGGAUAUUUAUCCAUCACCGACUUACGACCCUUAUAUUUCUGGUGGGGGAUAUGUUUUUAGCGGUUUUCUACUCGAGAAACUUUAUGAAGCCUCAAGGUUUUUCCUCUUUUUCCUGUAGAAGAUGCUUGCUUUGGGUCACUCAUGAAAAAAAUAGGAGUCAAACCCAAAAAUAAUUUGAGGUUUUUGCCUUUCAUACAAUGUAUUUUUUUGGAUCAAUUCAAGGACCCCCUUGAUCGACCAAUGUGUGAGUUUUUGGGUCCUAUGAUUAUUCAUGGCUUGGUGCCCCUAAAGCAACUCCAGAUGAAUUUCCAUGUCAAGCUUCUGACGCAUACUCCAAUGCUCUGUCAAUCUUCUGACAAUGAUGGUUGGCUAAAAUCUAGGAAAAUAUGUGGGUAAUUAAUAAUAAAUGCAGGUUUUUUAACUGGGAUCUUUUUGAUGUAUGCGUCAUUAUGAAUUUGUUUUAGUACAUUAGCAAUUCAUUUGUAGGUAAUGAAUAAUAAACCUUUCUAUUUAUCUGA